AUGUCUAGUGGGGUGUUGUCAUUUUAUGAUGGGAAAAGGAAACUUGGUCAAAAGCUAAAAGGCAACAAAUCCAUGUUUGACGGGCAACUGGCACGGCUUGAGGCAGCAAAGAGCAAAAUAAAGCACAGGUCGCCAGAGAGCAAACUGGGACGAAUUUCAAAUUAUGACGAGUUCAUGAGCAAGUUCGGCGAAGAAUUCCGAGUCGAUGAACCGAUUAUCACCGACAUAUAUAUGGACCCGCUUCGUCGGAUGACGGGAUGUGGGCAAUGCGGAAUCAUGAACAACGACAAAUAG
Molecule: messenger RNA, 294 nt
Organism: Dovyalis caffra
Lineage: Eukaryota; Viridiplantae; Streptophyta; Magnoliopsida; Malpighiales; Salicaceae
Source: the annotation of a GenBank genome assembly